GGGAACUCCGACUGGUAUUAUUCUCCGGGGCUCCUCUUCUUGGCCCCGGCUCCCCCACACGUACCCCAGUUCGAGGGCACGUGCUCAUCGAUGACAUUUCCCCCGAUUUGAGACAUUCGAAUGCGAAGCGAAGUAUCAUUAUAGUAUACAAUAGUCCACCUCCAAGCGUGCGAAGCACGCCAUCACCUACAGAUCGAGAUCGCCCUCCCAUAGCGUCCACUGGCCCCUCUUCGGAGGUGGCUCGGCGGCCAUGAGUAUACAAUGGAUGCUGGAUUCUCGUGGGCUUUUCGACAGCACGCCCCCAAAUCCUCGAACUAAGCUGGACAACAACUCCACCCUUCUUGUUAGCUGGUGGGCGACUGGGUUUUCUCUUGCAAUCAUCGUCACUCGAGUAUGCGGACGCUACGUCCGGACCGAGCGUUUCUUUAUGGAAGACAAGGUUAUGCUAGCUGGCGUGAUUCCGCUACUGAUCCGCAUGGCCUGCGUGCAUGUCAUUUUGAUAUGGGGUACAAAUAACACGAAGACUGCCGGACUGUCUACCGAGAACAUCGAUCAUAGGGUUGUUGGCAGCAAGCUGGUAUUGGUCGCUCGGAUCUUCUAUGCUGUCUUUAUCUGGACGGCAAAAUUUACCGUAUGCGAGUUUUUGAAACGUGUCUCGGGUAUGAUCUGGCGACGGUCCCUCGAUAUUUUCCGCAAAUCCCUCUACUAUUUCUUGGCCUCGACCCUGCUCGCGGUCGUCAUUGCUACUCUCGCGGAGUGCACUCCGUUUGACCAUUACUGGCAAGUCGUGCCGGAUCCAGGGCCGAAGUGCCGUCUUGGAUAUGCGAACCUGAUCGUGAUGGGGACCUGCGACGUGAUCACAGAUCUGCUGUUGGUGGCAUUUCCGAUCCCGUUUAUCAUGAUGACUCACAUGCCCUUGAAGCGCAAAGCCUCUCUUGUUAUUUUGUUUGCCCUGUCUCUGAUUCUCGUGGCAAUCACCCUCUACCGGGUACCGUCCGUCAUCUGGCAAGAUGGAGAGCAACAGUACCGAUCGCUUCUGGCAUCGCUAGAGAUACUGGUCGCCACGGCAGUGUCCAAUGCUGUCGUGAUCGGCUCCUUCGUGCGAGACAAGGGCGUCAAAAAGAACAAAUUCAAAAAGGCCCUGGCAUCCGCUUCGGUCAAUGAGAAUAUGGACUAUAGCUCCUUUCGCCGCCAAACCAUCACCCACCAUCAAUGGGGCAGCGAUUCAGACCUGGCUGCAGGCCUGGGAAUCCGUCUGAAGCCGGAACUAUGCUCUUCAGACAGGGAUUUGCCCCGUCCUGCGCCGGUCGCUGCCCCUUAUCACAGCCUCACAGGCCGUCCCGCCGGCCUAUUGAACCCGAGCUGGUCUUUCCCUCAGCGACCGGGGGGCAUGGACGAUGACCACACGUCUACUACAGGCAGUCUCGACAUCAAAGUCAGCCCCCACGAAUAUAUAGAGACCAACAUCUCUCCUCCACACAGGAUGCCCCGAGAGGUUUCAUCCCCCACCCAACUCUCUAUCUUCGAUGUAGGCGGCCUGCUCAACGCGCCUACUCCCACAACCGCGCAUCCGUCCCACUACCCCGAUCAUCAACCGCGCCAUUCCAGUGGCAGUAGCAAAUCCGCUAUUUACGACUUCGGAGCUACCGUCUCUACCUCCGGCUCGCCGGACUUGAACCCAGAUCCUAAUGCGACCUACCAUCACCACGCACUCCCAUCAUCUCCCGUAGCCCCGAAUUCUUCUUCCCGCCCUGGCGGCCUUCGCCGUAGCUCUCUUGCGUCGAACCGUCGCAGGGGAUCGAGCGUUCACUUCAGCGAUUCGCCGGAGUCGCCCGUGCCGUCCUAUCGCUCCCAGCCCGAAGUCUCGACCCCGAUCCCCGAGGGCGAUGAUGUCGAGCUCCAGGAUGUGGGAGGAUUGCUGUCGCGGCGGUAUGAUCGAUGAUCAGCGUAAUGUGCCUGUAUCAUUAUUCGUUUCGUGUCUUUGGUUUGAGCUUAGCGUGUUUCACUGGAACUGGAGUGGGAUUGGCGGGUUUUGGUUGGGCUAUGGAGUUCGGCUUGAUUUUAUGAGAUAUACCAUAUAGUAUAGUAAUUUUGGUUAGCAUCCUAUGCAUUGAUUGCAAA
Molecule: messenger RNA, 2121 nt
Organism: Aspergillus aculeatinus CBS 121060
Lineage: Eukaryota; Fungi; Ascomycota; Eurotiomycetes; Eurotiales; Aspergillaceae
Product: putative integral membrane protein Pth11-like
Exons: 2
Coding region: 251-1942 (563 amino acids)
Source: RefSeq, a predicted model, not a curated record